Messenger RNA from Eurytemora carolleeae, 1085 nucleotides. It is a transcript of the gene Rab8, whose product is annotated as ras-related protein Rab-8A-like. The record is from RefSeq and is a predicted model, not a curated record. NCBI's taxonomy places the organism in Eukaryota, Metazoa, Arthropoda, Copepoda, Calanoida, Temoridae. The transcript is spliced from 5 exons. The annotation marks the transcript as partial. Gene Ontology annotation, biological process: protein secretion; protein localization to plasma membrane; regulation of exocytosis. Gene Ontology annotation, molecular function: GTP binding; GTPase activity. Gene Ontology annotation, cellular component: plasma membrane; synaptic vesicle; endosome.
AAGACACAACCCUGAUUAUUUAGGAAUCGAUUUCAAGAUCCGAACUAUAGAGUUGGACGGGAAGAAGAUAAAGCUUCAGAUUUGGGAUACCGCGGGGCAAGAGAGGUUUAGAACUAUAACUACAGCUUACUACAGAGGAGCAAUGGGAAUAAUGUUGGUUUACGACAUCACCAACGAGAAGUCCUUCGACAACAUCAAGAACUGGAUCAGGAACAUCGAGGAGCACGCCAGUGCUGACGUGGAGAAGAUGAUUCUGGGGAAUAAGUGUGAUAUGAAUGAUCGAAGACAGGUGUCUAAAGAGAAAGGUGAGCAGCUGGCAAUAGAGUACGGAAUCAAGUUCAUGGAAACUUCAGCCAAAGCGAGCAUCAAUGUAGAGGAGGCUUUCUUCACCUUGGCUAGAGACAUUAAGGUGAACAUGGAGAAGCGUAUGGAGGCUCAAAAUCCUCCUCGUGGAGCAGAGCGUGGUCACCAGCUGGGGGCAGAGGAGGGUCGAGCCAAGAAUAUCAUGACCUGGCUCUCUAGAUGUUCUAUACUGUGAUACACCAAUUCUCAUUCUAAACUCAAAUAUGGCGUGGACUUCUAAUGUUGUUGUCUAAUACAAUUGACAACAGAAACCUGUUCUUUUUGUACAUCUUGAAGCCUGCAGUUCAUGUUUAAUUGUUUUGUACAUAUUGUACGCUGUAUUUGCAUAGAGGGUACUGUACAAUGCAAUGAGGAUCCGGAGACUUCAACUUUAGACCCGUAUCUUCUUUAUGUACACUGUACAAUAUGUUGAAUAAUUUAGACUAAUUGUACAGAAUGAUCAUUUAUGUACCGUAAAUACAACUACAGUACAACCCACGCUGAUUCCUGAUUGUACAUGACCCUCUCACACUAAACUAUGCCUCUUAUGUCAUCAAAACGUCUUCUUUAAUUAAUUCCUUGUAUUUUCUCCUAAUCGAUUUAUUGGUCGAGAAAUCCUUCCCUCCCUCCCCAGCGCCCAACCCCGCGACGGACGCCUAAUUCUUAAUAAACGGUGACAACUGACCAGUGAAAAUGUUCUAGUUCUGAUUAUACUAAAGAAAGAAUAAAUAUGGUUUUCAGUU